This is a messenger RNA of Callithrix jacchus (white-tufted-ear marmoset), 5132 nucleotides long. RefSeq names its product molybdenum cofactor synthesis 3 (gene MOCS3). Gene Ontology annotation, cellular component: cytoplasm; cytosol. NCBI's taxonomy places the organism in Eukaryota, Metazoa, Chordata, Mammalia, Primates, Cebidae. Gene Ontology annotation, biological process: tRNA wobble position uridine thiolation; protein urmylation. The record is from RefSeq and is a predicted model, not a curated record. Gene Ontology annotation, molecular function: URM1 activating enzyme activity; thiosulfate-cyanide sulfurtransferase activity; adenylyltransferase activity.
CGGACCCUACCAAAUUUGAGAGAGGGGGAUGAUCUGUGUGAGUGCUCGUUCUUCUAGAACCGUUGUGUGGUUCAAUUAGAAAUAUUCAGGAUUUAUGCAUCUUUAAAGUUUAAUUUUAUGGUUUAUUUAGGAAGUAUAUAUCUAUUAAUCACCUUUUCCCAAGCUCCAUAAAGUUUUUUAGUUUAUCCCAGUCGCUAGGAGACAGAAGCUGGAAGCGGAAGCGGAAAUGCCUUUCACGACAACUUCCGAAAGAGGUCGUCAUGGCUUCCCGUGAGGAGACAGUUGCCUUACAGGCUGAAGUUGCCCGACGUGAGGAGGAAUUGUAUUCCCUGAAGCAGAGGCUGGCGGCGGCCCUUUUGGCGGAGCAGAAACCGCAGCCGGAACGGCUGGUUCCGGUGUCGCCGCUGCCGCCGAAGGCUGCUCUGUCCCGAGAUGAGAUUCUGCGCUAUAGCCGGCAGCUAGUGCUGCCGGAGCUGGGCGUGCACGGACAGCUGCGCCUGGCGACUGCUUCCGUGCUAGUCGUGGGCUGCGGUGGGCUCGGCUGUCCACUGGCGCAGUACUUGGCAGCGGCCGGCGUGGGCCGCCUUGGCCUUGUGGACUAUGACGUGGUAGAGAUGAGCAACCUGCCCCGCCAAGUGCUGCAUGGCGAGUCACUGACUGGCCAGGCCAAGGCCUUUUCGGCUGCCGCCUCGCUGCGCCGCCUCAAUUCGGAGGUGGAAUGCGUGCCGUACACUCAGGCCCUUACGCCAGCCACUGCCCUAGACCUGGUCCGCCGAUAUGAUGUGGUGGCCGACUGCUCGGACAACGUGCCCACUCGCUAUCUGGUUAAUGACGCCUGUGUGCUGGCGGGUCGGCCUCUCGUGUCUGCCAGUGCCUUGCGCUUCGAGGGCCAAAUCACAGUCUACCAUUAUGACGGUGGGCCUUGCUAUCGCUGCAUAUUCCCCCAGCCACCCCCAGCGGAGACAGUGACCAACUGCGCGGACGGCGGGGUGCUCGGUGUGGUAACUGGGGUCCUGGGUUGCCUGCAGGCCUUGGAAGUGCUGAAAAUCGCUGCGGGUCUGGGCCCUUCUUACAGUGGCAGCCUGUUGCUCUUUGAUGCCCUGAGAGGGCAUUUCCGCUGUAUUCGGCUGCGGAGUCGCAGGCUUGACUGUGCAGCUUGCGGGGAACGGCCCACUGUGACUGAUCUGAUGGACUAUGAAGCCUUUUGUGGCUCCUCAGCCACCGAUAAAUGCCUCUCCCUGCAGUUACUGAGCCCAGAGGAGCGUGUUUCCGUCACUGACUAUAAGCGACUUCUGGAUUCUGGAGCAUCCCAUCUGUUGCUGGAUGUCAGGCCUCAGGUCGAGGUAGACAUCUGUCGUUUGCCUCAUGCCCUACACAUCCCUCUGAAACAUUUGGAACGCAGGGAUGCAGAGAGCCUGAAACUCUUAGGAGAAGCAAUCCGGGAAGGGAAGCAGCGUACACAAGAAGGGGCUGCUCUCCCCAUUUAUGUGAUUUGCAAACUGGGAAAUGACUCACAGAAAGCCGUGAAGAUCCUCCAGUCCUUAUCAGCAGCUCAAGAGUUAGACUCUUUAACAGUCCGGGAUGUUGUAGGGGGCCUCAUGGCCUGGGCUGCUAAAAUUGAUGGAACAUUUCCACAGUACUAAGGUGACUGGUAUAGUUUGAUGGGAAAGAUGUGAAUAUGCAGGAGAUGUAUAUACAGGAGAUUGUAUAGUAUCAGUGAAUACAUGGACUCCUUUUUUAUAAGGAAUUUAAAAAUUAGUUAUGGAUUGGAUGACAUAUUAAUGAAUUAUACUGUUUCUGAGAACCAUCAUUUUUUUUCCAGCACAUGGAGGAUGUCUUGAACAUGUGAGAUAUAACGUGACAGGAUUUUGUAUUUUAAACUCCAGAUCAUUGACCUGUCCUUAUUUUCUACUUCCCCCAGUCUAAAUGCUUUCUAAAUCAUUUUAUACCUGGAAUUAAGGUGCAGUAAACUUAGUCUUCUCAAAUUGAUCACAGAGUGUACACUUAGGGUCAGUUUACUGUUUAGUUAAGAAAUUCUUGGAUCUAGGCCGGGUGUGGUGGCUUCACGCCUGCAAUCCCAGCACUUUGGGAGACCAAGAUGGGCAGAUCACUUGAGGUCAGGAGUUCGAGACCAGCCUGGCCAACAUGGUGACACCCCUUCUUUAUAUUAAAAAAGAAAAAAAAAAAAAUUAUUGAUCUUCUUAAUAUUUCAGAUGAUAGAAUACAUGUUUAAAAUGUAAAUUGUUUUAAUUAUUCAGAAACGGGGGUCAUUCUAUUUGGCAUUUUGAAUUAGUAUCAAAAUGAGAUCUUUAAAGUUUGCCAAAAUAGAGGAAGCCACCUUUGUAGUCUGUCAGUGCCUGUUACAAAUUGCUACUGUUUUAUAAAAGUUAGCUUCAGAAUCCACCUUAUGUUGCACAUACAUAGAACAUUUUCUAAAUUGGUUUGACUUGCUUUGGAAUCUUAAAGUCCAAGUCCCAACCUUUUGCUUCUUCCCUUUUAACUUGCCUUUUCUAUUUUGAUUUAAUCUUUUUUAUUCCAGCAUUUUAUAUGAAUGUAAAAUGUGUUUUUAUGUUUGUUUACUUAACAUUUUCAUAAAAUGGUAGGUAGUCUCCCCAACUUCCAAUAUAGACAACAAAAUUUAAAGUAAAAAUUUGAUUUGUGAGAGCCUGUCAGUGGCCGGUUGAACUAAUGGCCUGUGAAAAGGGAGCCUGUUCCCUCACUGGUUGCUGCAUGCAGGCUCAUAAUCAUCCAUUGUUGUUGUUUAAGAAUAGCAGAAAUCACAGAUAUAACUGCAAAGUCUCUGUAUCUCUGUCAACAAUUAGAAAAAAAAGCUUAAAAGCAUUAUAGGCCAGAAAAAACCCUCUGCAGACCAGAUUUCCUCACCAAUUUGCAAUCUGUGAUAUAGAAUCUUGUUUUAUUAUAAGAGGGUGGUGUUUAACAAUCAAAUUCAAAAUUAGUCAUCACGUUUUAACUAUGAAAUAUUGUAACUAAUUAUUUGAACAGGUAUACUUAAAGUAUAGUAAUCCCUUCUCUUAUAAAAGUACAGCAGGUCUCUUAUAACUGUUUGUAUCAAGGAGUUAUGGAAGUAAAUGACUGAGACCUGGAGUGGAGAACAAACAUGUCCUGUGUUUUUCGACUCCUCCUUCCAGGGACAACUGAUUCUGAUAAAUGUCAGGAGACAAGUAGUGAGACACAAGAAUGAUUUUAUAUUCUAAAGGCUGAUGUCCUAAAGUUACAGAAAGUUGUAGUUCCUGUAAACCUGGUUGUCACCGGGGGCAGGCAAGAGAAGCUGACUGGCUAAGUGGGAAAGGGUUUACUACAGUGGUAGGAAGAGCUUUUGAGAAUUUUGGGGACAGAGUCAAGGCUAUACUUCUAGGAAUGGUGCCCAAGAUAUGCACAAAACUGGCCUUAUGAGAACAGUGUCUAUUCCCUUUCAAGUACAGGAGGAAACUGCCACUACAGUCUCACCAAUUUCACUUGACAUGACCCCCGCUGCUCUCCCAGAAAGCCCAACACCUCAGCCACAGUCCACGUGUCGAAAAGCUGAGUCACUACCUUAUUGUUUUCUGAGUCAAAUCUUAUGAGGGUGUCGGGUAGGCAGAGCCUAUUUCCAUGCUUAUAUCUUAGCGGCAAGAGAGGCCGGGAAUUUGUGUUUUGAUAUCUACACUAGGAAGACAGAACUCAUGAUGGGGGAUUUUCCCCAGUAGUGAAAUAUUUUUCAAAAGAUGGGCUGUUAAGAAUAUGACAGAUACCCAGUACACAACCCAGAUCUAUUUCAGUAUUUUUUUUUCUUUUGGAGACAGAGUCUCACUCUAUCCCCCAGGCUAGAGUGCAGUGGCACAAUCUUGGCUCACUUCAACCUCCACCUCCCAGGUUAAAGCCAUUCUCAUGCCUCAGUCUCCCAAGUAGCUGAGAUUACAGGUGUCUGCCACUAUACCCGGCUAAUUUUUGUAUUUUUUGGUGGAGACAUGUUGGCCUGGCUGGUCUUGAACUCCUGACCUCAGCCGAUCCUCGAACCUCAGCCUCCCAAAGUGCUAGGAUUACAGGCAUGAGCCACUGCACCUGGCAUAUUUUAGUAUUUGAAAUUUUGUUCCUUCUGGGGAUUGUACUUAGUUUUAAUUGUGAGAUGAGAUUUAAACUGAUUUUUUUUUUAGACAGUCUUGCUCCGUAGCCCAGGGUGGAGUGGAGUGUUGUGAUCAUAGCUCACUGCAGCGUCAACCUCCUGGGUUCAAGUGAUCCUUCCUCCUCCCAAGUAGCUUAGAUUAUAAGUGUGGGCCACCAUGCCUAACCAUUUUUUAAUUUUAAACAUUUUUUUUGUGGCCAGGCAUGGUGGCUCAUGCCUGUAAUCCCAGCACUUUGCCACUUUGGGAGGCUGAGGUGGGUGAAUCACCUGAGGUCAAGAGUUUUGAGACUAGCCUGGCCAACAUGGUGAAAACCCAUCUCUUUAAAAAAUUUUAAAAAUAAAAAAUUUUUGUAGCGAUGAGGUUUCAAUAUGUUGCCCAGGCUCAUCUCAAUCUCCUGGGCUCAAGCAGCCCUCCUGCCUCAGCCUCCCAAAGUGGAUUAUAGGUGUUAGCCACCAUGCCCAGCCUGAAUUUAAUUUUUUUUUUCCUUUUCAUAACAAACAUCAAGUGCCUUCAGUGUACUGUUCUAGGUUCUGGAAUAAAAAUGAGCAAGAGUUUUCCUGUUGUAGAAGAGUUUAUAUUUAAAUGGGGGAGAUAAAUCAGGUAAAUUACUGUUAAGUGCCAUAAAAGAAAUGAAACUGUGACAUGUUAGGGUGGGGAAAGGGAUCUGUUUUGAAUAGGUUAGUUAUGGGAGGCCUCUUCAGAGACCACAUUAAACUCCAAACCUGAAAGGUAAGAGAGCCAGUUACAAAAGAUCUGAGGAAACAAUUCUAUACUGGGAGAAAAAUAACUGUAAAGACCCCAAGGCAAAUAAAUUUGGAAUGUUCUGUUCAAGAAACUACAGAGGCAAGUUGGGUUUUGAACAAUUAGGGAGAGAGGGACAGGGAACAUCUUAAAUGGUUUGAGACAUUUUUGAACAUCUCAAAAAAUGGUUUGAGAAGUAGGGAACAUCUUAAAACUUUGUAGACCAUCAUAGUCUGGUUUUUAUUCUAAAUAAAAUAAUAGCCAAUA